Molecule: messenger RNA, 912 nt
Organism: Lactuca virosa
Lineage: Eukaryota; Viridiplantae; Streptophyta; Magnoliopsida; Asterales; Asteraceae
Source: the annotation of a GenBank genome assembly
AUGGCACCCUCGAAUCGACACCGGAGGUUGAUGAUAGAUUCCACCAUCCCGUUUUGCAACCUUCAAUGUGAUCCGGAACGUAACCCCUCUGGCAUCUGUUUUCCCUUUUGCGCCGCCACCUGUCCAUCUUUUUGCCGCAUCGCCGACUACUCACCUCCACCAUCAUCAUCACCGUCGCCAGCAAACAGCCCUUAUUCACAACCAGCACCACCAGCGCCUAACCACCCAAAACUCUCUUUCCCGCUUAAGCUCUCUCUCCUCUUCCUCAUCGCAACCUUCAUCUACACCCUCUACAAGCUCUACACUGUUUCAUACAGAUCCAAACGUCGCCGCACGCCGCCGCCAGUGUCACCGGAAAAUCAAGAAACCCUAGAUGAGGAUGCUCUUGAUCACCACAUAUGGUACAUCAGAACCACUGGUCUUCAACUGUCUGUAAUAAACGCUAUAACCAUCGUGAAGUUCAAGAAAGGUGAUCAUGGGGUGGUUGUGGGGACUGAAUGUUCUGUUUGUUUAACUGAAUUUGAAGCAGAUGAGAUGCUUAGAGUGUUACCCUAUUGCAAACAUGGUUUUCACUUAUCGUGUAUUGAUACAUGGCUCCGAUCACAUACAAACUGUCCUUUAUGUCGUGCCGGGAUUGUUGAUGACGCUGUUGAGGAGCCAUCACCAGAGCAAAACGCCGAUGAUUUGAUAUUUCCUGAGGAAACAGAUUCACGAAUUUCAUAUAUGGAGGAUGAUGAUCGUGUAGAAGGUAGUGUAAGUUCUGGAAUUAUUAUUGGGUCAGUUUCUAUGGAGGAUUUUGCAACUUCUGAUCAUCGUGGAAUCCAAUUUCAAUCUGUUGAUGGGGGUUCGGGGAUUGAAUUAGUCCAAAUGGAGCAAAGAACAGAUAACAAUUCUCUUAAGAUAGUCGGGUAG